AUGAACAAAUACAAAAAUAUGAAUAUACCUCAACAACAGCACUGGGCACAGCAACAACAUCAGACUCAGCAAGUACGAGGGGCUCCAGCCUUUCAGAAUCAGUCUAACACAAUUCAGAACAAGUAUCAAAUGCUUCCUUCUGGUAAUAAUAGCCAAACACCAGCAAAUUCCCAGAUGAACCUUAUGUCAGGCCAGCAUCGUUAUAUGAUACCUCCUCCUUUCGGUAACAUGCAGUUUGCUACACAGCAGCGGCAAAGCCCGCAGCAGGUGCAGCAGCAGCAGCAAACAAACUUUCAUAUGCAGCCCCAGCUAGACCAACCCCAGCUGCAGCCGCAACCCCAACAAGGUGGGCCUUCCUUAUCUCAAUCACAACAGUUCACGUACCCGAACCUUUCACGGAGGUUCCCAAUGUCGCAUAUGCUAUCUUCAUAUCAGGUAAGGAAGUACUUGUCUAAUAUGGCAAUACUACGGGCUCAUGAGGUCGUUAACCAGAUUAACCUAUCUAUGGGUAGGAUUGAUGACUACGAGUAUUGGGACAAAUUCGCCAAUGAUAUUUUUACUCCCAAUGGAAUUCUUCGUUAUGCGAGGAAGAACGGUGAUGACACACGAUUAUUUGAAUUUGUAAUGCCCAUAAUACCGUCUCUACUGAAAUUUCUGGGUUCGACAGGUGUCGUAAGAAUUGAAGUGGUGCCUCAGCAGUUAAGAGUUCAGGUGUUGAGCAACGGAACCAUAUUUUUUGAGUAUCCUCGGUGUACAGUAACGUAUUUCUAUCCAGAUGGCAGCUACAUGACUAAUUUCAGCCAAAUCAAGGGCAUCUUCGAUGCCACUCUAAAGAUUGAGUGGUGUGAUAUUUGCACUUAUAGUUUCGUUCCUGGAAUUGAGUGGAAUUCAUUAGAACGUGUUAUUAGCGAUCAUAAAGUUAGUUAUGAAAUUUUCCAAGCCUUAUCAGACCCAAACGCAACACCAAAUCUCGGAGUUGAUGAAAACAAAGAUUAUUCUGUAAAUAAGGCCGACGUUCAACAAGUUCCGCCGAACUUCAACGCUAUCACCCAGCUAAGAUCGCAGUUCAAGGUUUUCCACAAUAUCUCCAGCUUUGGCAUCCAUGAAUCCCUAAUGAGAGUCCUGCAAGUGAACGAUGUUAUGUCUUACUUGAAAAAUUUAAAAGUUUACCAAAAACUUAACAACAUUCAAAGUCCUCUGGAGAGCUUGAGUUCUUUUAUUGCGGCUUCUGAAGAUGGGCGUAGCUCAGUUCCUGAGUCAAACAAAUCUCCUAUAAGCAACCCUAAUACUAAUGGUGUAAUGAAUAAUAUGGCACAGGCUAUGGUAAACCCCCAGCCCCAAACUCCAUCCUCGGUAUCAUUCAUAUCUACGAUGGCUUAUAAUCCUGUUACGAACAAACAACAGGAGCGAAAAUCUGCUACGAAGAGAGCUUCUGGAGAUGCAUUAUCACCUCUCACCAUCGAUGAUUCUGCUCAGUCCCCAUCUGACGCCGUAGAUGGAGAUAACGCUAGUCAUCCCUAUAAGAGGAUGAAGUUUUGA
Eremothecium cymbalariae DBVPG#7215 is the source of this 1539-nucleotide messenger RNA. It is a transcript of the gene MFG1, whose product is annotated as Mfg1p. The transcript has a single exon. The coding region runs from base 1 to 1539 and encodes 512 amino acids. Gene Ontology annotation, biological process: positive regulation of transcription by RNA polymerase II; negative regulation of transcription by RNA polymerase II. The record is from RefSeq and is a predicted model, not a curated record. Lineage: Eukaryota; Fungi; Ascomycota; Saccharomycetes; Saccharomycetales; Saccharomycetaceae. Gene Ontology annotation, cellular component: nucleus; transcription regulator complex.